Molecule: messenger RNA, 822 nt
Organism: Notechis scutatus (mainland tiger snake)
Lineage: Eukaryota; Metazoa; Chordata; Lepidosauria; Squamata; Elapidae
Gene: BET1
Product: Bet1 golgi vesicular membrane trafficking protein
Source: RefSeq, a predicted model, not a curated record
UCGGGAUUUCAGUGGGAAUGCCUGUAAGGGUGCCCGGUUUUCUCCUUGCCGCUGAGUGUCUGAACGUCGCUUUUCCGCGGUGCCCGUGAGUCUCAGGGGAAGGGCUGAUCUCUCCUCUCCUGUGACUAAUAAAGAUGAGGAGGGCUGGGCUGGGUGAAGGAGCUGCUGGCAGCAACUAUGGUUAUACCAAUAGCGGCUAUAGUGUAUAUGAGGAAGAAAAUGAGAAGUUAACAGAAAGUUUGCGUUCAAAAGUCACUGCCAUAAAAUCUCUUUCCAUUGAAAUUGGAACAGAAGUUAAACAACAUAAUACAUUAUUAACUGAAAUGGACAAUGAUUUUGAUUCAACAAGUGGAUUCCUUGGUGCAACAAUGGGCAGACUGAAAAUCCUCUCCAGAGGAAGCCAGACAAAACUGUUAUGCUACAUGAUGUUGUUCUCAUUGUUUGUCUUUUUUGUGAUUUAUUGGAUUAUUAAAUUGAGGUGAUGCAGAUCUCUAUUAUGAGAUUAUUCACACCAUCUUGAAAGCUUUUUUUUGAGAAAAUUGAUAAUUUUUGUAACUGGAUUUAGGAUUAAAUGCAUUGAAUCUCUUCUGUAAUUCUUAAAUGCUUAUCAAGCCAGAAGCAGUGUCACUUUAAAACAAAAACAAAAAAAACCUUAUUUUGUAGACUUUCCUGAACUGAAUUUUGUUCAAAAGUGAACUCUUUGUAAACAAAACAAAAGUUUACUAAGUAGUUCCAUUAUUGAAACAGGCAUUUUCCUAUUUAGAAAUUACACUAUAUAACAACAGUUGCUUUUUUUCCUAGUAAUAAAAAUAAUAUUGGUAA